Messenger RNA from Aspergillus nomiae NRRL 13137, 561 nucleotides. RefSeq names its product protein kinase. The record is from RefSeq and is a predicted model, not a curated record. Gene Ontology annotation, molecular function: ATP binding; protein serine/threonine kinase activity. The coding region runs from base 1 to 561 and encodes 186 amino acids. Gene Ontology annotation, biological process: peptidyl-threonine phosphorylation; peptidyl-serine phosphorylation. Lineage: Eukaryota; Fungi; Ascomycota; Eurotiomycetes; Eurotiales; Aspergillaceae. The transcript has 3 exons.
AUGCCGGGAGUCUAUCGCGCACCAGAAGUAACUCUGGAUAUGGAAUGGGACUGUAAAGUCGAUAUUUGGUCUACUGGAACGAUGAUCUGGGAUUUGGUACAGGAUACCCACCUUUUCUUCGCAAAAAGAGAAGGCCAGCUCAAUGAUGAGCAGCACCUAGCAGAAAUAGUAUCGCUUAUGGGACCUCCACCCCCGGAGUUCCUCAGAAGAAGUAAGAGAUCUGGCCAGUUUUGGGACGAGCAAGGCAACUGGAAGGGAUCAAUUCCAAUACCGGAACAGUCGUUUGAGAUGAGAGAACGAGAAUUCUCUGAUAUAUAUCGAAAGCUCUUUCUGAAUUUCCUCCGGAGGGUAUUUCGUUGGGUACCUGAAGAGCGACCAAGUGCGGAGGAGCUGGCGUACGAUGACUUCUUAAUGCAGCGAUAUUAUCGGACUCUUAAAAGGCAACGUGUCUUUAUUAAGAGCAGAAGUGAUAUGAAUGGCUUCGUUUUGUACAAUCCCGAUUCCCCGACGGUGCAGACGCGCCGUACUUAUCGAACCUGUAUAUUGGUACAGAAACGCUAG